UGAUUUAGACAGGCCCCUUUUGGUUUUUCCCUCUCUAGAACAAUUACAUCGCGUUUCUUAGCCAUCGCCUUAGGGGAAUAAUAAAGUCAAUUGCGUCCUUUUCCACCUGGAGUGUAGGGAGUACGGAGUAGAUGUAUGUAGAUGUACGGAGUAGAAGUCCGUUGAUUGGGGCUUGGUGGAUGAAUAAGCAGGCCGGUCAAUCUCUGGCGAUUCCAUCAGCCACUUUCCCGUACCAUACGCAAGCUGAACAUCAGCCCAACCUUCCACGAACGACUUGUUCUCGUCUCUGCUACUAAGCUUUCUACCACCACAAACAAAACACCAAGGAUUGCAGCCUAACACAGAGGACAAAGGAAAGGGGAGGAAGAACGACAAGACAUCUACAUACAGAUACCUGACAAGCUCCCAGAGGGACUUGGCCUGACCACCCACCCACCCUUCGACACCACCCUCCAGGGACUACUAGGCCCCCUCAAAUUCUGCCCUUUGAGCCGCAGGUCUACGUCGUCGCCAUUCGCGCCGUCAUGGCAUCAGAACCGGAUUCUGUAGACGAACAGGAUCCUCGCAAUGCUGGAGAUGAAAAGAAACAAAAGAGCCGGAGACCAGCCAACACGGCAUUCCGGCAACAACGCUUGAAGGCCUGGCAGCCUAUCCUAACUCCGAAAACUGUUCUUCCGUUAUUCUUCAUUGUCGGAGUUAUAUUUGCGCCGAUCGGAGGUCUACUGAUAUGGGCUAGUUCUACUGUACAAGAGGUGGUUAUUGAUUACACGAAUUGCGCGGCCGAAGCUCCACUUGACAAACCCGAGCCUAUGAACGAAGGGAGAUACAGCUCGUCAUUCCGGUCCCGAGAGAUUGAUACCCCAUCUUGGAAGCGUGAGGAAAAUGUGAACAGAACCUUCCCCGGUGGCGUAUCCGUGAACUCAACCGUAUGCUCGCUGUAUUUUGAAAUCCCGAAUGAUAUCGGGCCAUCGGUAUUCCUCUAUUACCGCCUCACCAACUUUUACCAAAACCACCGGCGAUAUGUUAAAUCGCUGGACCUAGAACAACUCAAGGGCAAGGCUCUCCCCAAUAGCACGAUAGAAGGGAGUCCCUGUGACCCUCUCAGGAUUGACCCGGAAACUAAAAAGGCAUAUUAUCCCUGUGGCCUCAUUGCGAACUCGGUUUUCAAUGACAGUUUCUCUUCCCCUGCCCUCCUAGGAACGUCGGACACACCAUUCUAUGAAAUGACCAACAAGGGCAUUUCAUGGAGUAGCGACAAGCAAUUAUUCGGGAAGACUGAAUACAAACCCGAUCAGAUCUGUCCUCCUCCCAACUGGAAGGAGCGAUACCCCAAUGGCUACUCCGAUGAGACUCCUCCGCCAGAUUUGCACGAGUACGAAGAACUCCAGGUGUGGAUGCGAACGGCAGGCCUGCCGACUUUUAGCAAACUGGCGAGACGAAAUGACAAAGACAUUAUGAGGGCUGGCGAUUAUCGAAUUGACAUUGAUGACUAUUUCCCAGUCCACCGCUACGGAGGGACGAAGUCUAUUGUGAUAUCCACAAAUACCGUGAUGGGUGGUAAGAAUCCAUUCAUGGGAAUUGCAUACGUAGUCGUGGGUGGGAUUUGCAUCGUUCUCGGCGCCUUGUUUACACUGGCACAUCUAGUUAAGCCACGGAAACUCGGUGACCACACGUAUCUGACGUGGAAUAACGAACAGCCGAGUACAGCCACCGCGACCGGUCGUGAAAACCGAUUCGGUGGCAGGUCAUGAUUCAUUACUUGUAGAAAAUUGAUUUCCGCUUUUUUCCCCAUUUGUUAUCAACGAUUUCUUUGCAGUUCCUACUCUGUUCAUUGUGAGGGAGUGAUUGUCAUUAGGGAUUUGGGUCUGGCGUUAUUUUUCUUUCCUGUUGAAAAACCACCCCCCCACCCCCCAUUUUUCUUUCCUCAUUCCCCUUAAACUCCCUUUUUUUCUCUUCGUUUCCUUGCCAUUAUACAUUACAUCUUUGGGACGAUAGCUGAAAAGAGCUCCCAUUUUUUCUCCCAUCUUAUAUUUAUACAUGUUUAGGCUACUCGCUUGUAUAUUCUAUCUUGUUUUCUGGCGUUUUCUUGGAUCCUCCUUUCCUCCUUUUCUCCUUUCCUGCUUUAUCUGAUGUCGCAAUUUGAUUUCGAAACUAUUUCUAUAUAUUUCUUUUCUUUUGCUUUUCUUUUCUUCUCCAUUAAUCCAAUGGAGGCAGUACAAGUUGAACACCCCACCAAGGUGUUUUCGCAAAUAUUAUCCAGCACCCAUUGCAACUAUUUCGAUGGCCUAGUAGGAUUCUUUCAAAUAGUUAGCGGAAUGGAAGUAUACUACUUUCUUCUACGUGUCUGAGUUUACUAUAUGGGCCGCGAACCCCCCUCAUAUCAUAUUGGAGACGUUAUGUUCCAUCAACCGUAGAUAUGCGUACGAAGGAAGUUGCUUAACAGGGGCAGAUAGAUAUCAUUGCGACCUUAAUGGUUUCCGUCUUGGGGUUGACUUUAUUCGAGAUCAGCCGAGCAUACUAGUUUGCCUGGUAGAGAGCCAUUUCUACGGAGUACUCUGUGGAUAAACAACUAUUAUGAUGGCCCCGCGUUUUACUGUGGCGAACGAGCAAAAGAAGAUAGUGAGUUUUGUAGAAGAGAAAGAAGAAAUUGACCGCCAAUAAUUAUGAACACCCCGUUUGAUCAUAUCUUCGUUUCCCGCCACCCGCCUCCCAUAUUAUUAUUUUCGAAAAAAAAAAAAAAAAAAAAAGUCCGCAUUUCGCAGAGAUGAUCCACGCAAUAAAUAUUCAUACUUCAUGCUGCCCACUAAACAAAACAGAUAAUUCGGACUGAAAAUAUUUAAUUUACCGUUUCCGUUUUUUGCCCUUGUCACUAUCAUCGAGCCCGCUUUCACGAUCUUUCUUCUUCGCCUGCCUCUCAAGCUCAUCCCAGUCUUCACCCGCGCUCUCAUCCUCAUCACCGCUAAACGCUUCGUCGCUGGCCUCUGCACUAGCCUCAUCGUCAAAUUCACUAUCAUCUUCAGAGCUCUCAUCAGAAGCUGCGAGUUCGGAGUCUGACAUCUCGAAGGCAGACUCCUCUUCCUCCUCUUCCUCUUCCGAGUCGGACUCCUGGCCCAAGAAGGCCCAGCCACCAUCAACGAAGAAGCCGUGCGGAUCACUAGUGACUGUCUUCAUAAUGGCGCCCCAGUUGAGGUUGAGGGGGCCUUCAGAAAACGCAAUGUCGACCGAGUCAAGCCAGUCUUUGACACCCUCUAGUGACUCGACGGGGAUAGUAUUGAUAUGAACCGGGGGUCGGUGGAAGUCUUUGAAAACAAACACCAUAUCGAAGUUUUUGAGGCCAAACUGGUUUUCGCGAACGUCCUGUUAGCCCCGUAAAAAUUCCCAAGACACAAAUAUGGGAAGAACAACAUACCUGGACACGCUCCAAAUGGGCAACCUCAAUUUCACUCAACGUCACCACUAGGAACGGAGGCUCUGUCAAUUGAACAAUAGCAUCCGUGGUGGGCUGGAUGAGCACAUUAGAGCGGUUAGGGACACCGUUGAAACCGAUUUCUCGGAAGGGAACAUCAACGUCAACCCCCUCAUCUCUGCCAGCAUCGGAGAUCUUCUCGGCAAACGCUUUGAAUUCUCGGUCCAACGCAAGUCGACGGCGUCUUUCUUCUUGCUCAGCUUCGAAUUCCUCUUCGUCUCCAUAACGGUGCUUCCGUCUGCGAUUCCCUGUUUCAUCAAACUGCAUUUCCGUAGCUUCCCGAUAGAACUGGAUGUCCUUGGUCUUCCGUUUACCAAUCAUGAUAGGAGUUUUUAGGUGGACAUGAAUGAUAACAAUCAUUUCGUGUGCACAGGGCUGGAAAAAUAAAUGUUUGACAUUGCUGAAUAAAACAUCAACAUGCUCACUCCGUAGUGGCGACUGAUAUCGGAGACCGUUCUGGUGGAUUUCAACUUCUCCUGGUACUCUUUUUCCAUCCAGCGGUGGUCGAAGAUACACAUCAGGAAGCUUUGCAGGUCGACGAUCUGGAAUAUAUCUUUUGUUAGUAAAAUCCAAAACAGCAGACAGACAAACAGGAGUUUAUCAUACUUCUAAUUUCAAUAAGCUUGUCCUGCUCAACGACAUCUUCCAUCUCCUUCUUUUCUUGUUCGCGCCUGAGAGCAUUUUUCCGAAGCUCAGUAAUAUCUUGCGCAACUUGCGCAAGUCUGUCAUUGUCCUUCGAUCUUAAUGUCAAAUUCCUCACGAAAUGCGCGGAUGGAUCUUCGAACGGCUGGUCAUCUUUCCUACCUACACCUUGUCCAGGAGACAGGAAGUUGAUACGUAGGCCGACCCAUAAUAGGAACGAUCACGGUUGAGGCUUUGUGAUCAACGUACACCGUCAAGUCUUUAACUCUAAUGGGAAGCUGGUUGUCUCGCUUGUAGGAUUCAAAACGUUUGAACUUUUUCUGUAAUGUCCCAUUCUGAUCGCCUGUGGUUCCAGCAAAACGUUCUAAGCCUUCUUUGAGUUUCUUUGCAGCCAACUCCUUUUGGUGUUCACGUCGACGGGCUUCUGCGCCUUCGUUAAUCUGCGUUGGUCGUUCAGCUCUCAAUUUAGACUUUGUGAUAUUUUUACUGGCGAUGGCACUAGACUUUGCAGUUUCGCUUUUGACUUUUGGCUUCUCAGUCUCUUCUUCGUCACCAAAAUAAAAAGAGACAGAGUCCAUGUCAACUCCCGCAUCUUUCGUAAAGAUAUGGGGCCCACUUUCGCCAACACGAACAGUGUCCGUGAUAAUCAUGGAAUAAGUUUCGUUCUUCUUGUCCUUCGGAUCUGGGUCUUGAAUGUCAGUAAAGCCGAUCAUGACACAGAGGGUCAUUCCGCUCUUAAGUACUUUGUUGUUUUUGCCGUUAAGAAUCAUAUUGGAAUCUCGCAAUUCUAUUCCAAUUCCGGCGCCGAUAUUCUUAAGGAAGUGCUUCUCCAGCUCCGGUUUCUUGGCUUUUAUCAUUCCAAGCGCUUUAUUAUACAGGUCCUUGGCCACAGCCCCAUCACGGAUGUCUUUCAUGACAGCUUCUUGGAUGCUUAACAAGAACGCGUAGUUGGUCUCUUGAGAUUUGCUAGGGUCGACCAAAAACGUCCGUGCGAUUACGGAACUGUAAGUCUUGUAGCGAAUACCAAAUCCAGCGAUGAUAAUACCGGUAUGGAGGUUGUUGGCGUCGGGAACGGCGGUAAAUCGAAGAUCGUAGCUGCCACCACUUUGGAUAAUGGGGCCAUAAGCCCAGUCGAUUUGUUGUGGAUCAAACUCGGCGGGCAGUUUAGCAAGCUUCUUAAAGAACUUUGCAUCAUCAAUUUUCGCAUCCACUCUGUUUGCCAGGUCCCUAUGAGAUAUCUUUUUCUCCUCGUCGAGAAGCUGGGACAUUUCGUCCACAAAGUAUUCCGACAUGAGACCGCUACAGGCACGGGAGGCAUUUCGCAUCGAGAUCUAUUAACCUAGUCAGGACGGGUUCUACGUGAAGAUACAGAGAAGUAAACUUCUUACCAGUUCCUCCGGGCCCUUAACAGCGAACGCAACGGAUGACAGAGCAGGCGCAAUAUCGACCUCCUCUACCUCUUUCGAUAUUUCGCCAAACACCCGCUUCCACUCCUCCGCGAACGGACCGGAGGACGUAUCUUUGGGUAGGGUGCCCACUUUCUUCUAUAGAUUUGCGUAUGGGUUAGGCCAGAUCAGUUGGUUAUCAAGGGGAAGAAAUGACAACCUACCCCGGCGCUUUUUAUGACAUCCAGACAUUUCUCGAAAACCUUCGUUCUCUGUUCGGCAUCUUUGGUGGUGACGAGGAUUUCAACUGGUAUCUUUCCACCCUUUAGAUGUUCAAGAUGUUUUGCUAUAAUACAUGCAAGUUAGCACUAAAGUAAUUGAUCCUAUAUAAGAGGGGUGGGAGGCGUUGGUAUGAUGUUACCUUUCUUUGUGGUUGUUACCACAUACAUGGCCUCAGUUGUGAAAACGAAUAGAGUCGCCGGGAACUCAUAACCCAGCAGCCA
This is a messenger RNA of Blastomyces gilchristii SLH14081, 5996 nucleotides long. RefSeq names its product LEM3/CDC50 family protein. The record is from RefSeq and is a predicted model, not a curated record. The transcript is spliced from 7 exons. Gene Ontology annotation, cellular component: plasma membrane; Golgi apparatus; endoplasmic reticulum. Lineage: Eukaryota; Fungi; Ascomycota; Eurotiomycetes; Onygenales; Ajellomycetaceae. The coding region runs from base 525 to 1751 and encodes 408 amino acids.